UCACAUACGGCGGCGCUCACUUUUCCAGGUGUCCAUCGGAAUCUCCCGGGAAUGUUGAUGAGCUUGAACAGAUCUGCAGUACAUCAUUAGCCUCCAAAAUGUCUUUAUUUACAUGGGGCGCACACGCAGACAGAGGACUCACUAAGUCUGACUCGGUGGACAUUCAGGAGGCCAUUCACUUUGUGCGCUCGCAAAACAGGAUCUGCUGUGUGUCAUCAGGGAGAACGAUUGUCGCGUUUUUACGCGGUGAGGGUAAAUUGUCCAUAUUCCGAACGCAGGAGGAGGAUGGAAGUACGAGGGCAGGAAAACUGAAAAACUUCAACGACGUCAAGGAGAUUGACCUUAUAUCUUGUGGGGAAACCACCGCUGUCUUAAUUCUUAGCGGAGGAAAGGCGCUGUCGCUGGAUAGGUUUAAUAAACUAAGGCCUCUUGAGGUACUACAUAAUAAACGCAUUGCUCAGAUUGCUUGCGGAAAUCAGCAUUCACUUGCUCUCACUGAAGAUGGGCAGUUGUUUACGUGGGGCCAGAACUCCAACGGUCAGCUGGGUCUGGGGAAGGGGGAGCCCAGCACCAUGUCCCCCCAACCCCUCAAGUCUCUGGCGGGGAUCCCCCUGUCUCAGAUCAGUGCUGGAGGAGACCACAGCUUUGCCCUGUCCCUCUCAGGGGCCGUGUUUGGCUGGGGCAAGAACAGCGCUGGCCAGCUGGGCCUAGGAGACAACAUAGAUUGCCCUGAACCCGUUCAGAUAACAGCUCUGAAUAUUAAGAAGAUUAUUCACAUCUCCUGUGGAGAAGGCCAUACAGCAGUUCUAACUAAGGAUGGUGGAGUGUUUACGUGUGGAUCAGGACGUUAUGGCCAGCUGGGGCACAACUCCUUCAGAGACGAACUGAGACCACGACUGGUGGCUGAACUCUGGGGCUCAAAGGUGUCUCAGAUUGCCUGUGGGAGACACCAUACAUUAGUACUUGUGGGAGACUCCAAUGCUAUCCUUGCAUUUGGGCGCGGUGAAGAGGGACAGCUUGGAAAUGGACAGAGCGCCAACUCUUCCGUCCCUCUGUAUGUUCGCUUUCCACAAGAUCAUGAGGAGACCUUUGGGACAAUUACUGCUGGAGGGUAUCUCUCCUUUGCUUUCUGCCACACUCAGUCAGACCCAGGAAAUCGUCAUCCCACGAAAAGCAAAGGAUUAUUGACACUAGAUAUUCUGACUGCUGAGAACUGGGUCUCCGGUUCAAAGCCACAGAAUAAAAUUAACAAGGAAAUUGGGAGAAUAUUUUCUUCAGCAUCCUGCAUUAAUGGAAGCUUUAUGGACACAUGCUCUGACAAACACUACCUGACCAGGGAAGGGAACUCUGGACUGGACUUGUCACUUGCACGUCUCACUUUUGAGAAAAUGGCUGAAGAUCACACAGUGUUGACUGAGGUGGAGUCUGUGGUGCGCCUGCGUCUGCUCCCGUCCCUGAGCCCCAGCCCUGCUGGAGUGGAGGGCCUCAGAGUUUACCUCAUCCUGCCGGAGCUGCUCAGGGUGCUGCUCAAACACAACAGGGGCACAGACCUCGCCGUCUCAUUGGCCGAGGCCAUUCUCAGGCUGCACCCUGAUUCGCUAAAAUCCCUGGAAAUCCUCUGGUCCACACUUCCUGGCUCAUACCUUCGAACUGUUUUGAAAGUUUUCCGGACAGUGUCAGGAAAGACUUUUGCUGAAAGUGUUAACAAUGCCAGUGACCAUGGACCGCCACUACAGCUAACACAGGUUCUACAGAGGGUGCAUGAGGCCGUCCGGAGUGGCAAGAGAAGGAUACCUGAUCAGUGUUUCUAUGUCAAAGAAGUCAAUUCAGUAUUCAAAGAAUUGGAUGCCAGACUGAUUGAACUAGACCAACCUCAUCUUCUAAUGGAUCCACGCUGGCAAACCCAACGAGUGUCAAUACAGAACACCAUGGCCCUGUGCGAGACAAACAUCCUUCAGUUGAAGUCAAGGCCAUGCAUUUUUAACCUGGAGGGCAAACGUAUUGUUUUAAACCUUCACCUUAAGAACAUCAGGGCCUAUGAGAAUACUUACUUUCUACUGAAUCUGAGACGCACAGCACUCCUGGAGGAUGCCUUCUCUCAGCUUCAGCAUGCAGGACCACAUGACCUCAGGAAAUACUUGGGGGUGCGAUACAUGGAGAAUGAUGUGCAACUCAAAAUAUCAGAUGUCGACAAAAGAGACUUCUUCUUGAAUGUGUUCAGAGAACUCUAUCAUUCUAACAUGUUCAUGUACAAUGACACAGGCACCUUAGUUUGGUUCCCCUCUCAGGACAGAGUGGAAGUGCAGAAGUACUUCCUGUUUGGCAUGCUCUGUGGCCUGGCGCUGUAUAACAACAGUGUGGUGCACCUCCCCUUCCCAUCAGCGCUGUUCAAGAAGCUUCUCAACAUCCCGCCAACGCUGGAGGAUCUGUCUGAAAUGAGCUCUGUGGCAAAGAGUCUGCAAGAUGUGUUGGACUAUGACGAUGUGGAGAGCAUGGGAUUUUUCUUCUCUAUAUUCUGGGACAACAAAGAGGUUGAGCUAGAUCCAAAUGAAGCUGGAAAGCCCGUCACCAAUUCUAACAAGAAGGAGUUUGUUCAUGCCUAUGUGGACUAUGUAUUAAACAAAUCAGUGGAGAAGGUGUUUGAAGAGUUCAAGAGGGGCUUCUUCAAAGUGUGUUCGCGAGACGUGGUGGAGAUGUUCCACCCAGAGGAGCUGAGGGGGAUGAUGGUGGGGAAGGAGGACUACGACUGGGACAUACUCCAACAGAAUGCAUCAUAUGAAUUUGGAUUCUAUGAGAAUCACCCAACCAUAGUCUUAUUCUGGGAGGUGUUCCAGGAACUCUCGGAGGAUGACAAGAAGGCCUUUAUCUUGUUCUUGACGGGCUUUGAGCGGGUGCCUAUCCUGGGGAUGCAGCAGAUCAAGAUGCGAGUACAAGUCCUGCCAGGCUCCACACCGGACCAUCUGCCAGAGGCCCUCACAUGCCAUUCCCUACUGAUGCUCCACCCCUACCAGUCCAGGGAGGUGCUGCGGACCAGGCUCAGGGAAGCACUGCACCACCGGAGAGGCUUCUGGGAAGUGUAUUGUUGGGGUGAAGCUAAACUUCAAGAACUUAACAUCCUUACCAAGAAGGAUGUGUGCUGUCAUAACUCCGAUGCUGUACAGAAGGCUGUCCUCACAACAGCAAUCAGCCACCUCUCUAUCGGAGAUGAAGUGACCGCAAUCCUUUGGGAAAAUGGAAUUGCUUCAGUGGCAGUAAGGAAGCAAAACGGAUCAACGUGGCAACAAAUCAGUCUUAAAACGAAUGGCAACAUUGUGGCUGUUUGUGUCGGAGCAACACAUGCAAUUUUGCUUACUAAGGAGGGCGCACUACUUCACUGGAGUUCCUCUGAUGUAUCCAGCAUACCAAAGCGUCUGGCGAACGUCCAAAACAGACAAGUUGUUCAGAUUGCCUGUGGGGACAAUCACUCAUUAGCUCUUAUCAAAGAUGGGCAGGUCUUCACGUGGGGCCAGAACUCCAACGGUCAGCUGGGUCUGGGGAAGGGGGAGCCCAGCACCAUGUCCCCCCAACCCCUCAAGUCUCUGGCGGGGAUCCCCCUGUCUCAGAUCAGUGCUGGAGGAGAACACAGCUUUGCCCUGUCCCUCUCAGGGGCCGUGUUUGGCUGGGGCAAGAACAGCGCUGGGCAGCUGGGCCUAGGAGACCUCUCAGAUAGGCUCAGUCCUGCCCCUGUGGUCGCCCUUAGUCAGAAGAAGACCACAUUCAUUUCUUGUGGAGCAGAACACACUGCCGUGUUGACCAAGGGUGGUGGAGUGUUUACGUGUGGAUCAGGACGUUAUGGCCAGCUGGGGCACAACUCCUUCAGAGACGAACUGAGACCACGACUGGUGGCUGAACUCUGGGGCUCAAAGGUGUCUCAGAUUGCCUGUGGGAGGUAUCACACACUGGCAUUGGUUGAACCCCAAGGCCCAAUUUAUGCAUUUGGAUGUGGAGAGCAAGGACAGCUUGGAAGUGGCCAGACAGACAACCAGGCUGUUCCUCUACCUGUUGGUCUGCCACAAGAGCAAAACAAGGUAGGCGCCAUUAAGAGGAUUUUUGCAGGGGCUAACCAGUCAUUUGCUGUGAGAACGUCUGAAGAGGAUUCGGUUGCUAGCAAUCCUGAUUUUGAUCAAGUCAAGAUGAUAUGGGGUUUAGAUUUUGAGAUAGCAGACAGAUGGAUUUCUAGCAGCACAAAGUCUUGGACAAAGACCAAGAGGGACAUCACAAAGAUGUUCUCAUCUGUGUCAUGUGUCAGUGGGAGUUUUCUUAAAAGCUCUGACAGACAUUACUUGACAUCAGAGUAUCAGUGCGGUUUGGACCUGUCUAUGGCUCGCCAGUAUUUUGAGAAGCUUUCACAGAAUGAGAAGGUUCUGAAAGAGGUGGAGAGUGUGGUGCGUCUGCGUCUGCUCCCGUCGCUGAGCCCCAGCCCUGCUGGAGUGGAGGGCCUCAGAGUUUACCUCAUCCUGCCGGAGCUGCUCAGGGUGCUGCUCAAACACCACAGGGGCACAGACCUCGCCGUCUCAUUGGCCCAGGCCAUUCUCAGGCUGCACCCUGAUUCGCUGAGGAUUCUUGAGAGCUACUGGUCAAGAAUUGGGUAUUCCUUCUUCAGAACUGUGGUCAAGAACUUCCUCUGUUACUCUGUAUCCAAAAACAUCCAACAAGAAUCAUUGAAAAAAAUUGUGGAGAUGCUACAGAAACUGUAUUCAGUUAACAGUCUAAGACACAGCAGGCUGAAUGACAGUCAUUUUCACAUUAAGGAGAUUAACAACUUCCUUUUUGACUUUGAAUCGAUGGCCCGUCAGGAAUUUUUCAAUUUUUUUUGGGAGGGGAAAUCUUCAAAGAUCUUGCCAUUUGUAAAGUUUUACAGGGAAGUACUCCUGAAUUUAACCGCAUUUCCUUGCAUUUUUGACAUGGAGGCAAAGCAGAAGGUGUUCAAAAUUAAUGUAAAGUCUAAUCACGGACCUCUCAUACCACAGACAAAUCACAACACCCUACAUGUACAGAGAGAAACUUUACUGAAGGACACAUUUGAGUAUCUGCAAAGGAACAUCCAUGACUUUCACAUGCCUCUGAAGGUGAAAUUCGUGGAAGAAAAUGGCAUUGAUGACGGUGGCAUAUCCCAGGAAUUCUUUAGGCUCUUCAGCAAAGCUCUCAUCUCAGAGGAUUGCAGUCUGCUGUUGGAGGAAUCUGAACGUGUGUGGUUCAUGUCUAAUGAGUGUGAAUCUGUUGAUGUAUACAUGGAUAUAGGCACCAUCGUUGGCAUGGCACUGUACAACCAGUGUCUGGUGAACAUCCCUUUUCCGUCAGCACUGUUUAAAAAGCUGCUGGGGGAGAUGCCGACACUGAGAGACUUGGAGGAACUGUCGCCCUGUCAGGCCAGGUGUUUGAAAGCGUUACUAGAUUAUGAGGAUGAAGAACUAGAGCUGUUGGAGCAAGAUUUCAGAGUGAAAGGACAGGAUCUCAUUCCAAAUGGGGGAGACAUUUUUGUGACAAAAGGCAACAGGCAAAAAUUUGUUGGUCUGUAUGUGGACUUUGUGUUUAACAAAUCCAUGGCACAGCAGUUUGAGGCAUUUGCAGAAGGGUUUGGUAGAGCCUGCCCUGAACAGACAUGGAAGAUGUUCUCACCUGAUGAGCUGAGGAUUCUUAUCUGUGGAGAGCCAAAGUAUGAGUGGGAGGAUCUCAGGAAGGUGGCUAAGUAUGAGGGGUGUGAGAGUUCUGAUUUGUUGAUUCAGAAUUUCUGGAGAGUUCUGUUCGAGCUGUCCAAAGAAGACCAGCUGAAGUUUCUGUCCUUCAUCUAUGGAACUGACAGGAUACCCAUUGGAGGGUUGGCCAAACGAAACCUGAAAAUUGUGAGACUAAUCAUGGACAAUCCUGACGAAUACUUACCCCAGGCCAAUGCCUGUUAUGGCACCUUGCAACUUCCCAAUUACAGCAGUGUUGACAUAUUACAGGACAAGCUUACUCAUGCUAUUAACUACUGUGAAGUCUUUGGAAUGACUUAGCUCCAAAUGCUCCUACUCUGCAGUUUUUUUCUUUUUCAUUGACUGAAUGAAGAUACUAUAUACACCAAAUUGGACUAAUCUUUGGAUUAAAAGAACAACUAUUUCCCCCCCAAUGAAUGUUCACAUUUUUCAGCUUUUGAGGACAGUUUUGUUUAAGUGUUUUGGGGGCAGAUAUAGUUAAGAAAUAUUUUACUUUAAUGUCAACACCAAGCAUUUAUAAAUGUAUUGUAAAUAAAUCAAAUACUUUUGUGCAGGGUUAUGGUUGUCCAGACCUAUGAAUUACCUUAUAGCCUAAUUCAUAUCUAUGAUAGGCCAAUUAUUAAAAUAUUAUAUUCUUGUAAAUCGGCACGUAUAUUUCCAGGUUUAGAUUCAAACUGUGACCGGUGUCAUUCAGGACCGGCCAGUCUUGGCCACAUGUUCUGGGCUUGUCCUGCUCUUGCACCGUUUUGGAAGGGUGUUUUUGACACUCUUUCAGCAAUCACUUCUACCAACCUAUCUCUCACCUUUAGUUGCCUUGUUUGGUGUCCUACCUGUUGGCCAUUCACCACUACCUUCCUACUUUUGUGUAGCCUACUUGUAGCCUUUCUCCCCCCCCCCCCCCACUCUCAAUGGAUUAGGGAUGCCCUUCAUUUUAUGACACUGGGAAAAAUUAAGUAUUCUCUGCGUGGCACCUCUACUAAGUUUUAUAGGGUCUGGGAACCUCUCUUAGGUCAUAUCAGGUCUCUCAAAUAAAUUAGAUACCACUAUCAUUGACUGAUUCACCCCUACAGCCAUCUACUCUGUGUUUCAAAUAGCCUUAUUGGUAGCACAUAGCAUUCAGCACUAUUCAUUCUUUAUCAUUAUUAUUUAUUUAUUUUAAUUUUAUGAUUAAUUGUAUUCUUAUUAUUAUGAUUAAGUUUAGGUUUUUGUUUUCUUACUUAAGAUCAUUACUUUGCCCAAUUAAUGUUAAUGUUCUUAUCUGUGAGGAUAUUGUGCAUUAACUCUUGUAUUGAAAUUUCCACAAAUAAAUCACAUAUAAAAAAUAUAAUAUUCUUGUCUGACUUUAGCAUUAAUCGGAAAGACGUGCAAAAAGAUAUGAAUGACACCGCAACAUAGGAAGAAUGGUUUGUCUGCCUUGUUUCAUAUGUGUUAUCCAUGCAUUGAAAUAAUAAUAGCGUAGACCUACGUUAUGUGGAUGGACCAGAUUGGGAAAUAAUGUUGCCUAAUUGACGUGGUCUGUUUAUGCUUUUUUGUAGCCUAUGUUUUAGAAUAAGUUAAGAUACUUUCUUGUGAGCACUUCUGUGCGCUUACAUUUCUCCAGUUCUAACCUACUUGUUUAUAUCCAAUUGUAUUUAUUUUUAACUUGUACAAUGUUUCUAUGAUUAAUUGCUGCUGUAACACCAUAAUUUCCCUUUGGGGAUGAAUAAAGUAAUUUAUCUAUCUAUCUGAAUGUAGGCCUAUCAUAAUUGUGGAUAAG
This is a messenger RNA of Sardina pilchardus (European sardine), 7491 nucleotides long. Its product is annotated as probable E3 ubiquitin-protein ligase HERC3. Bases 99 to 6035 code for a protein of 1978 amino acids. Gene Ontology annotation, molecular function: ubiquitin-protein transferase activity. Lineage: Eukaryota; Metazoa; Chordata; Actinopteri; Clupeiformes; Clupeidae. The record is from RefSeq and is a predicted model, not a curated record. The transcript is spliced from 48 exons.